Molecule: messenger RNA, 3726 nt
Organism: Ornithodoros turicata
Lineage: Eukaryota; Metazoa; Arthropoda; Arachnida; Ixodida; Argasidae
Exons: 8
Coding region: 372-1559 (395 amino acids)
Biological process (GO): nucleobase-containing compound metabolic process
Cellular component (GO): mitochondrion; cytoplasm
Molecular function (GO): ATP binding; AMP kinase activity
Source: RefSeq, a predicted model, not a curated record
GCAGGUGGCGACGCUGCGCGGUCGGUCGAAGCGCUAAUUAUGCGCGUCUGCAAAUUAAUUUCGCUCUUCAGUGCUAAAUUUCGCAAAUAACUUCCUGAAAUACUCCGUUUGUCUCGACGUUUACCAUUCAGGCAAAGCGCAUGUUGCAAUGACACUGUUUACGUUUUUGCAGACCUGAGUAGUAAUGGUAUGGUGAUGGUGUUGUUCACCGUGUUCUUUACCCGUGUUCGCUGCGAACUACGAAAGCCUUUAUAGUGUGAUCAUGUUUGCGAUGAUAUUGUAAAUGAUGGGAUGCGUGAUUUCUAAAGAGGAGAUUCAACGGCAGGAAAAUUGCCGGUCAUUGAGAUAAAAUCAGGAGCAACAUCAAACCCAUGGAGCUCUACACAACAAAUAGAAGGGUGGUGUUCAUCUUCGGCGGCCCUGGCUCCCGAAAAGGGCGUAUUGUGAACGACUUGGCUCAAGGCUACGGUUUCCAAGUGGUCAGCACCGAAAAGCUGAUUUUAGCCCACUUUGCUCGAAGGAUCAGCACAACUUCAGCCAAGAGGGGACUCAUAGGGAACAUGGAAACAGCCAACCAAGUAGAACAACUUCUUCGAAGGCAACCUCAGAUAUUAACUCUGCAGUUGGUGCUAGAGAUUGUGAUGACAGAUCUGGAGAUGAAGGAACAGACGGGGUCGACUUUGUUUCUACUCGACCUGGUACCCAACCUGAGAUCCAUGUUGCAAGUGCAAACUUUCAUAAAGACCUGUGAUACAGAAAUGGAACAGUUUGAGCGGGAGUGGCCAUGCUUGCUGGCUCUGAAUUUAGCGAUUCCAGAGAACAAAGUAGCUGAGAACCUUCGCUCACUCGUUGCCAAGAGUCCGACUCACCUGCUAAGAGACGGAAUAAGUGACGAGAAGGAUAUAAUGAAAACAAAAAGACGCUAUGAAGAGUAUGCAGCAAGUGUACGAGAGUUCCUGCGGUACUUUGACCGGAACCAUCGUCUGGCAACAGUGGACGUCUCAUGUGGCGUGGCUGACCUCAUUUGGGCUCGAGUCUCAGAGUUCUUCUUCAACCUCGGCUUCAAACCUCGCGAUGCUCUCAACACCGUGAUCUUUUUUGUACUGCGUGACCAAGAUGCAACGAUGUACGACUUCAAGAACUACCGGAUGGAAUGCGUCGACAUUGCCGACUUAGUGACGCAGACGCCUGUCGACCUGGAGCACCUUUUCGAUGCAUUGAGCAAGUACGUGGAGAAGUACAGGGCAGCAUGCGAGUGCUUCGCAGUUCGUUUUGGAGACUUGAAUAUGUUGGAAAUGCUCCAGUAUGAGGACGACCGUCAGAUAUUCUUUCUCGAUGAGAAGGACCUCGACCACUACAUCUACACUGGACACCGGGGAGACAAGUCGAACUGUGCCAAACUGAGAGCUGUCUGCACCACAGAAAACCAUGUCUGUCUCUUCCCCGCUGACAUCGAUGUCAAGGCAUGCAAACAGAUGGCGUCGCUGUACUCCUACGCACGGCGCCGUACACGGGACGGGGUGUCGGGUCCCAGGCCUAGUCUUGUCCCCCCCUCCUGACCCAGGCGUUCCGUCACCUGGGGUCCCGACACCAGAGACUAGAGAAGUCGUACCCGGGUUUGGAAAGAAAAAAUUUAUCUCUCUGAGCAAAGGCUCAGAAGCAGUCAGUUGUGGCUGCUCCCUCUGUGACUGACUUUAAAGGGUCAGCACAGAGGCACAAGUGAGUAGCGAGCAGGUGCGGGGUAUGCGGUCCCCUGAUGCGAACCUUUGCGGAUCCCUCUGUAGUGCCUUGCAGGCACUGGAUAGUUUACCGUCACUAUUUAUGUAUUUAUUACUUAGGUUCACAUCCACAUUGCCAGUCUCAUAGAGUGAGAGAUUCUCUUAAAAACUGACCAUAUUCUUUGGUUACUGCAUUUUUAGAUAAAGCCGAGUUUUUUUUUUUUUUUUUUAUUCCCUCGUUUGUGUUGAGGGGAUGAAUGAUGGGUAAGAUCAAAUAGUGAUAUUGCCACAGUUAUGGUUGCACUGUAAUGGCCCAAGUGUGGAAACACAAUGGUAACGGAACAGUACAGCAUUUUGUCCACGGUAUGCAGCCAAGUGAACAAAAAAUUAUGUUUAUAACUGCCAGCAUGAUUCACCCGGGGCCCAAUCUUCAGCCAGUACAUAACAACCCAUUACUGUUAUUUUUUAAAGGGACUUUCGAUUUUCUCAAACACCCCGUAGAAUUUUUACUGAAAGCAGCUCCUCCUGUCGUGAGAAAUUUUUCUCGAUCAAAGUGCGCCAGUUUUUAACCAUGCGCUGUUUACCCUGCCUCCAGACCUUCCCUCGAUGUUCCUACUUGCUCUCACGUUCCUCCUCGCUCAUUCCUAUUCGUUGUCGUAAGCACGUGACAUCCACUGCCUCACCGGCAGCGCCGCCUCCUGCAGUGAUGUCGGAGCCGGAUAAGUUUCGUCAUUCACGGUGCAGAUUUUCUAUGCACCUGUUACACCCUUCGGUGUGAAACCUUGAAUGCAGGUGCAAAUAUAACCACCUUUUAUAUCUGUUUAGCAUAACUCGGGACAAAGUGUUGCGACACCUCUUGAGUGCCAACGUCAAAAGUGAUCCAAUAUAAACACAAUUGAAUACAAAGUGCUUCAUCUGGGGCAGCACAGUAUUGUGUUACCUGCAGGUUCCGUGCUGGCGUUUCAUAUUGAAUUUUUCAUAUUAUUAUCGAAUUUUAUUUUUGUUUUAUAUUUAUAAUAUAUUUAUGUAUAUAUAUUUAUAUUAUUUAUUUUAUAUUGAAUUCAUAUUGAAUUUCAUAUCAGAAUACGCAGGUUGAGAUACUGUCGUUGUCUUGUCUUGUUGUGUCCACAACACUUUUAAAGCCAUGCUUUGUAUUCAAUAUUACGACGUCACAUUUCUCAUUCUUCACAUUUGCUUACUGCCAAGUCCUAUGGUCUUAGAUAUAGGUUCUCAAACUUUUUCACCCCGGGGGAACCUUUCGAGAACCAACUUCCGAAAAGUCCCGAGGAACCUACUUAUUCACACUUAUUGCGAGAGGAAUAAAGCUGCCGUAAGCAAUUCAAAAACACACCGCGCUGGAGGCACGCGCGCAGCUACCGACGAGGAAGAGAGGAGGGGAAACUGCACGUCUUCACCCUCUCCAACGACCAGAUAAAGUUCCCGAAACUGCGCAGAGAAGAGCGUGUAUCGAACAAGACGUUAUACCACCGUCUGUCAUAUCAAGAUGGGUCAACAUUGGCCCGGCUUACGUAUUUGCAGCAAGCUAAGCCACGCUUGUGUUCCCCGAAACACAGUUUGGGAACAUAUAGUCUAAGAAGAACACAAAAAAGAUAGAAGUUACCGCCAAUGAAUGUCCCCGCUGUUUGUAGUUUUGCCAUCGAGCUGUCUUACCAGGCGGGUAAAAAAAAAGCUGUACCAUACAGUGGCAGUUUAUGUGUUUACCUUGUGUUUACUUUGUGUUUACCUUGUGUUUACCUCGACUUUACCUGCAUGUUCCUUUUCGAGAAGCACUUGCAUUCAUUUUGGGUUGCCUCCUCUUCUGUUGGUCAGAGCAGAGACGUUCCAUGGAAGGCUAUACCCACUGUUGCCACGCACGAACAAAGGGAAUUUACGGGUCUCGAAGCGAGCUUGGAGCGAUGCUAGUCCCGUCAUUGCAGCACAGUAUUUUUUCGGCACCUUUAUACACACACACAAAGCAUGUACGGCACAAUCAGCUUCGAGGAUCCAU